AUAUCUUUUUGUUUUAUUGUUUUUCUAGUUCUUAAUUGAUAUAUUGUUAUUUCAAACUUAUGGAAAAAUAAAAGAGUGUAUUCUAUAUACCUUAGUUAAUGACAACAUGAAGAUAUUACUGUUCAUCACUAUUGCUUUGUCUGACACAUCUUUUGCCUCUGAUGAAUUAAAUCCAUGCGUUAACUACACUACAAUAAACAAUGUUGAUCGUAGAGCAGUUGGUAAUAUUUUGAAGUUAGGUAUAGUUCCUUCCCUAAGUGAUGAUUUCCUUGACAAUGAAUGGUAUCGGAUUAACAGUGAUGCCGGAGAGCAAAUGCCAACUAAAGCACCAGGGCUGUUUCAUUGUGGCACAUGGUAUCCGAUUUGGCUAAAUGGGACUCUCCCAAACAACGUCGGUGAAGAAAUUGAAGGACAAGUUUGUCUACAAGGAAUUUAUGAGGAAUGUUUUACCUCUUGGACAAUAGGCAUACAGCUUUGUCCUGGAAAUUAUUUAGUAUACAACCUGGUCGAAAGUACUAAUGCAAAUUCAGCAUACUGCUUCGGCACAGCCGCUGUUAAUAAAGAACUGACAACAACAUAUGCGGCAACCACAACACAAACUAGCGUUACUGACAACCAGGUCGGAGGUUUUGAACCAUGUAUUGAUCACAAACUGAUAGAUUUUCAAGAAAAAAGGGCUGAAGCUAAUAUUUUCAAAUUUGGAGAAGACGUUAACAUCAGUGAUGACCUUUUAGACAGUGGUUGGUAUCGUGUUCAGAGGGAUGAGUGUGGGAAAAUGCCAAUUACCGCACCAGGAUUGUUACAAUGUGGAACAUGGUAUCCUAUUUGGCUGGAUGGUCAGCUACCAGUCAGUGUUGGAGAGCAAUCCCAAAGAAAAGUGUGUAUGAAGACGUUUACAAAUAACUGUACUUACUCCUGGAAUAUUGGCAUCAAACUCUGCGAUGGAGGUUACUUUGUAUAUAAUCUGUUGCGGAGUAAUAUUGCUUUGUCUGGAUACUGCUUUGGUACAUCAGAAAUAUGUGCAGUAGGGAAUUCGGAUGGUAUUAAAGAUGUUAAAGAUACUGAAGAAAGCAAGGCCAACAUACUAAUGAUAGCUUUGAUAGUAACGAUUGGAGUUGCUGUCCUUGUUGCAAUUGUCAUUCUCGUUUUAUUGUGUAAGAAAACGAAACAACCAGAGAAAAUCCGAAAUUAUCUUGUUGGAGGCAAGACGCAAAAUGGAAACGUACAGAAAAUGAAAUGUAACAAAACGGAUGACAGUCCACCACCAUAUAAACGCGGAGUGUCGAUUUCUAGCCUAUCACCACAAAUUCUUCCGGACAAACCACCACCGUAUUGUAGUCGAGAAUGUUCAAACGUCACCAUUGGGGAGGUAAAAGCUGCAUGUAAAAAUGUUGAUCCAUUUGCAAUGUUUACUGUCAAACAUUAACAUGCAAAAUGUAACCUUGAUGUUAUAUCAUAAAUGUCAUGAAUACAUAUACCGAACUCUUUGUGUUUUUAAAAAAAUAUUCUUUUAGACCUUGCCUACUUUAAAGUAUGUUUCAUUUUUGAAUAUAACAUUUAUUUCAUUCUUAUUGAGACUGUGUGAGCAAAGUUUUCUGUGAUCCUUAAUUUUCAUUACCAUUUUUAAGCUUACAUUAUUUUUGUUGAUAUCGUUUUUGUUUGUUUAUAGAAAAAUAAAAUGUAGCAGUACA
Messenger RNA from Mytilus californianus (California mussel), 1691 nucleotides. RefSeq lists its product as uncharacterized. The coding region runs from base 107 to 1426 and encodes 439 amino acids. NCBI's taxonomy places the organism in Eukaryota, Metazoa, Mollusca, Bivalvia, Mytilida, Mytilidae. The transcript has 9 exons. The record is from RefSeq and is a predicted model, not a curated record.